CUUAUUUUUGCAUUUUCGCCCAAAACUGCAAUAAGUUGGAAGAGUUGGGUAUUUGGAAAUUGAAACUUUCCCUUAUCGUCUUCUCCCCUUUUUUGGUGCUCUGCAAAACUCCGCAAAAGUACGCUGCUGGAAAUAGUAGGAGUACAAGAAUCAGAGGGAGUUUGAGCAAAAAGAAACACAGAACUCAAUUAAGAAAUCCGACACAAAUGGGAGACGGCGGUAGAGGAGGUGGUGGAAAUUCGGGAAAUAGGCCGGAGUGGCUGCAACACUACGAUCUUCUCGGGAAGAUCGGUGAAGGAACGUACGGACUGGUGUUCCUGGCGAAGAUCAAAUCCAACGGCAACAAACCUAUUGCAAUCAAGAAGUUCAAGCAGUCCAAGGACGGAGACGGCGUCUCCCCUACCGCCAUUCGCGAAAUCAUGUUGCUCCGGGAGAUAACCCAUGAGAAUGUUGUAAAACUGGUGAAUGUACACAUCAACUCUGCAGAUAUGUCGCUGUACCUUGCUUUUGACUAUGCAGAGCAUGACCUUUAUGAAAUAAUAAGACAUCAUCGAGACAAGGUCAACCAGCCAAUCAAUAACUACACCAUUAAGUCCUUGUUGUGGCAGCUGCUUAACGGUUUGAAUUAUCUUCAUAGCAACUGGAUUGUGCACAGAGAUCUAAAGCCAUCAAACAUCUUGGUCAUGGGUGAGGGAGAGGAGCAAGGAGUUGUAAAAAUUGCUGAUUUUGGUCUUGCAAGAAUUUACCAGGCUCCUUUAAAGCCACUUGCUGACAAUGGGGUUGUAGUGACAAUUUGGUAUCGUGCUCCUGAGUUACUCCUUGGGGCAAAGCACUAUACAAGUGCAGUUGACAUGUGGGCUGUUGGCUGCAUUUUUGCUGAGCUUCUUACACUCAAGCCACUUUUUCAAGGGCAAGAAGUGAAAGGCCCACCUAACCCCUUUCAGCUUGACCAACUUGACAAGAUAUUCAAGGUUCUAGGCCAUCCCACACCAGAAAAGUGGCCAAUGCUUGUUAACCUUCCACACUGGCAAUCUGAUCAGCAACACAUUCAAGCACACAAAUAUGACAAUCCUGCACUUAACAAUGUUGUACACCUCUCUCCAAAAACUCCGGCAUAUGAUCUCCUCUCUAAGAUGCUUGAAUAUGAUCCUCACAAGCGAAUUACAGCAGCACAGGCUCUUGAGCAUGAUUAUUUUCGGUUGGAGCCUCUACCAGGCCGUAAUGCACUUGUGCCCAUGCAACCUGGAGAAAAAGUUGUCAACUAUCCAACUCGACCAGUGGACACAAAUACAGAGUUUGAAGGAACAAGUAAUCUUCAACAUCAGCCAAAGGUAUCAUCUGGAGCUGCUGUUUCUGGUAACAUGCAAGGCCAUCAUGUAAUGAACACUAGACCCCGGCCAAUGCAUGUGGUCAACAUGCCACGAAUGCAACCGCAGGGCAUGCCUCCUUAUAAUAUGGCUUCUCAGGCUGGGAUGGGUGGUGGGAUUAACCCUAGCAACAUGCCAAUGCAGCGUGGUGUUGCUGCCCAAGCUCAUCAACAACAGAUGAGAAGAAAGGACCAAGGAAUGGGAAUGACUGGAUUCCCUCCCCAACAGAAAAGGCGCUUCUAAGGUGGAAGGUUAUUACACAUUGUUAGCCUGAAUUUUGAAUGAGAGCCGCCCUACUUCCAAAGCAAGUUGGUCGACUUGGCUCCAUUUCCGUCAUGGCAACUCAUAACGGCGAUUCCUUCUUGCCCCACUGUGCUGCAGAGUUGCUUCAACUUCACUGCAUUGCCGAGAGAUGCUCAAUUGCUUGAUCUAUCGGUCCAUUAGUGGCAGCCGUGUACUUGUUUUGUAUAUAAACUGCACUCCUGUCAUGGAUCUAUAUUUUUAGUAUUUAUUAGUUGUAUGGUUUAAGAAAUUGAACCAUAGUCUCUGUAGGUUGAAACACUCCAAUGAAGUUGAUUAUGGUUUUGCAGCUUUACAUCUUUGCCCUCCCCCUACUUAAUCUGUUUUUGUAGUAUAUAACUUGUAUGGUUCAAGAAAUUGAUCCCAGUCUCUCUCCCUAGGUUGAAACUUCUCAAUGAUAUCACUUUUUUGGUUUUGCUUUA
Molecule: messenger RNA, 2089 nt
Organism: Ipomoea triloba (trilobed morning glory)
Lineage: Eukaryota; Viridiplantae; Streptophyta; Magnoliopsida; Solanales; Convolvulaceae
Product: cyclin-dependent kinase E-1
Exons: 17
Coding region: 207-1610 (467 amino acids)
Biological process (GO): protein phosphorylation
Cellular component (GO): mediator complex; nucleus
Molecular function (GO): RNA polymerase II CTD heptapeptide repeat kinase activity; ATP binding; cyclin-dependent protein serine/threonine kinase activity
Source: RefSeq, a predicted model, not a curated record